AUGUGGCGGAUGCGGCAUUGGCUCGGAAUCGCUACGGCUGUGCAGUGUGUGUCUUGCACCGAGAUCAAGGUCGCUGGAUCCUCCACAGUGUUCCCCGUUGCAAACGCAUGGGCGAACGGCAUAGAGAACUCCAGCAACUUCACUAUAACCAUCGAAGGGGGUGGCUCCAGCUCUGGCGCACGGCGUGUCUGCAAGGAUCGUUCGGAUCCUGACCACGUCGACAUCGGCGACAUGUCGCGCAACUGGAAAAGCAGCGAAGCCCUCCUGCUGGACGAUGACUAUACGUGGGAGUGCAGCAACUCGAAGAUCCGUGUCACGCAGAUCCAAGUCGGCACCGACGGCUUGGCUGUGGUCGUCUCGAAGGGCGGCCGGGCGCACGACUGCCUGACGUCGGCGGAGGUGGGCGGUCUGACGUUGGCCAUGCUCCACUGGAUGUUCACCGACUGGAGCAACGAGCAGCUGGAGAGCUACGGCGUGGAUUUGGCCUCCGUGAUCCCGAACGACGACGGGGACGGCAUCAAGGAGUGGAGCGACCUGUCUUGGGCGUGCCCAGAGGUGCCGAUCAACAUCUACGGUCCAGGCUCCGAUUCCGGGACCUACGACUUCUUCGCAGAGGCCACGCUCUGCGAGGACUGCUUCGCGGGGAGCCUCGGCCGCAGGGAGGACGGCUACGACCCCGAAGGCUUCCCGUACUGCCCCUCGGACAAGCACAGCGCCCUGGAGCAGCUGGCCACGGAGCAGGACGUCGCCGCCUUCAUCCAGAGCCAGAGGCCUCAGAACUGCUACAUGCACUCAGAGUCCGACUAUCAGCUGCUGCAGUGGCUUUCCGCCGACAUCGGUGGAAUCGCAUACUUCGGCUACGCCUACUAUGCCCAGUAUGCCAACCAGCUGACCGUGGCCCGAAUCGCCAGUGACAGAUACAAAGGCGUGAAGGACACGGCCGAUGCGAAGGUCGAACCUUCGACCUACACCAUAACUGACGGGUCGUACAGCAUCUACAAGCGUCAGCUCUUUAUGAACGUCGACAACGAGGCCUGGGACCGUGUCCACCCUUUCCUGAGCUUCGGCUUCAGUUCUGCGGGUCAGUCCAUGGUAUCUUCCGUCGGCUACGUCGCGGUGAACGCCGCCUUGCUGGCCAAGAUGAAGAUCCGGAUCGAAGAGCGCGGAAACGAAGAGGCGGACUACGUGUCCAUAGCUCCCUCGAGCUGCGCCGUCGGAGCAGAGUUGAGUGCGGUCCCCUACAUCAACCAGUUUGGCAACAACAAGAUCAACUACACGUGCGCUCUUUGCCCCCUCGGCAAGUUCAAGUUCCUCGACACGCCAACGGCCUGCACGAGCUGCGAGUCCGGCCGCUACACGGACCAGGUGGGCCAGAGCUCCUGCAGCCUCUGCGACCUCGGCUACGAGGCCGUGAACGGCACGAGCUGCCGCGCCUGCAGUCCCGGGUUCUACAAGGCCGAAGCGGCUGCGGCCUUCUGCUCGCCUUGCAUUGCGGGGAAGUUCAACAAUCAGUCUGCGCAGGCCAGCUGCAACUUCUGCAGCCCAGGGUCCUUCGCGCCCGAGGGCUCCACACAGUGUUUCGAUUGUCCUCUUAACGAGAUCGCUCCGGUUCCGGGGUCCGCAACCUGCAGCUACUGCGGAGAAGGCUUCACCACGACGCAGAUGGGCUCCACGGCCUGCCGCCGCUGCCGAGCCGGGAGCUAUCGCUCUUCGGAGCAGCAGUGCGUUGAGUGCCCGGACGGUAAGACGACGGCGUUCCAGGGAGCCAUCCUGAUCGGUGACUGCAUCUGCCCUAGUGGGCAAUUCCUGCGAGAUGGGCUGACAGGCGACAGCCUGGAGGCCAUGGCCAGCGGCAGCUGCGUGGACUGUGGGGAGGGGCUGAACUGCGGUCUCGGCAGCGACCUGCGCGUCUAUGCAAGUUUCCUGGCAGGGGAGGAGAUGGACCCGGAGGAGCAGCUCUUCCCACUCCUGGAAGAGGGAUACUUCGCGACACCCCAAGAGCCGACGCAGGUCUACAAGUGCGGGGCUUCGGCACACUGCCCAGGUGGGCUGCCUGGGACCUGCGCUGAGGGGCGGAUCGAGAUCCCCUGUGGCCGCUGCCAGGUGGAGCCUUCAGAGCAGGUCCUCAGCUCCCCUCUGCGCAAGCCCGUCGGCUACCACUUUCACCGGCUCAUCUUGUUAAUGCUAUGCCUCAUUGGGCUCAUCCCAAUAGAUUUCUUCUUGAACUUCGCGAACAGCGAGCGCUUUUACCAGUUUGGUGUUGGUGUUGAAACCAGGCAGUGCCUUCUUAGGAGCAGGGCUGAUGCUUCUCCGAUGCGGCCCCGCUCCCCGGCUGGUGCCGCGACUCCUCCGUAUGGAGACGGCUUGGAUGGCUCUGGGGCCGCCACCAGAAGGUUUGCAGACUUCAAGAUGGAUGCCGCUCCACGUUGGGACGGCGAGAGACCUGAGAGCCAGUACCGCGAGUAUGCCAGGAACCUUCGCAUGUGGUUGGUGGAAGCCUUGGAGAGGUUACCCCCGACUUUGAUAGGAAAGCGAAUCAUUGAUUCGAUUCCCUAUGGGAGCAGACUGUCGGCAAGCCUGUCUCAUUUGACGGUGGAGCAGAUCACGGCCCCGGACGGUUACAAGGAGAUCAUCCGGCUGAUCGAGGAGCAGCACGAGUACUUGAAGAUUGCGAAGCUGGAGCAGGCGUUCACAGAAGCAAUAUUCAAGGGGCGUCGCCGACAAGGCCAGACUAUCAGCGGCUUCCUGGCGACGAAGAAGGCCGGCUUUGCUGAGUUGAAGAAGCAAGGCCUGGAUCUGCUGGCGACCGAGGCGGGUGAACACCUCCUUGGUCAUCUGGUGCUACGCCAAGGCGGCUUUUCGGCGGAUCAGCAACAGCGGAUACGGGUGCUGACCGACGGGAGCAUCCAGUUUAAGAAGAUCGAGGAAGCGAUCCGGAAGAUCUUCGGGGAUGCUGUGGACGAGGCGCCGGCUGGCCGGGUGUACUGGGGUGGAGGAGAUGAUGAAUGGGAUCCGGAUGGCUAUCCCGACGGCUCCCUCUACGACCAGGCCUUCGGUGCCUACUACCAGAAUGAAGACCAGCUGCACCAGGACUAUGGAUACUAUGGGUCAGGUGAAAUGGAAGCAGAGACCUAUCUGGCUCACCCCGGUGGUGAGGACGUCUUCACGGACUUGCUGGAGAUGGACGAGGCGACCGGUGAGGUGUAUGUCUGCCUCCAGGAGCCCCUGCCCCAGAUGCUGGAUGAGGCGGAGGCUGUGGAGUACGCGGGCGAGCUGAUGAACUACGUGUACGGCGAGACAGCAGAACGAUGGGCCUCGAAAGGGAAAGGAAAGGGCAAGCGCCCAAAAGGAAAGGGCAAGGGCAAGAGCAAAGACGGUGUCCCAAUCAAGGGCACCGGGAAGAACUCCAAGGGGUUCGGCAUCUACGGCACCGGCACCUAUGCUGACCAUCGCCGAGCUCUGCAAGAAGCCAGGACGAACAGGGGGUUCAGUGGCUCUCGAGGGGAGUUCCAGCGGCCGAGAACGUCUCUGCAGGACUUGAAGAACGGAGCAGAUGCCACCAAUGCCAACAGAUUGGGCAUUGGAGCAGGGACUGUCCUCAGCGUCGCCGUGCCCCGUCUUUGGCAAGUUCGCGGCCGACUUCCCCUGGACCUGGAGCUGCGAGCCGAGGGUAUGUUCUGGUCUCAAGAACUAGACCCUGGUAUGCCGGUGUAUGCUACCUUUGUUGACGAGAAGCUGCCGGAGGCGGUUCGUCAGCCUGACCUCGAGACCUGUUCCGCCGCGAGCGCAUACAUGAGUGAAGCCAUAGGAGAGAGUAGCGCCCUGAUCGACACUGCCGUGCAGCACGGGUUAAUCGGGGAGGAGACCCUGCAAAAGCACGACCAACUUCUUCAACGUCUGUUUCAGUUGCGGGUCCAGGUGACGAACGAGGAUGGGGGCGUUGUGCGUGGGGUGUGUGGAGCUGAACAAAUCACCAAAAUUGCAUACAUCCCAAUUGGCCUGGGGUCCAAGGCUGGGGUUCUCAAAGUGCAGAUGGUCCCCGGACACGUCCCUUGCCUCUUGCCCGCUUACCUCCUUACCAAGCUCGGUGCAGUGAUUGACAUGUGCAAUCUGCUGGCAGUGUACACGGAAGCCAACACGUUCCAGUUCAUGAAGCGUCGGCUGAGCGGUCAUGUUGAAGUCAACAUUUGUGAGUUUGGGAAACGAUGGUGCGUGCCCGAAACAUAUACUUUUCUCAAGAGCGAAGUUUGGGAUCAGGGACCGCUCCCGACACCCCUCUCUGAACUCCGUGUGACCGUCGUGAAUGGAUCGGGUCAAACUCUCCCCAUGCCUUCGUCGAUGGCGUCGCUUUGCUCUGCGAUUGUGGUUUUCCUUCUACAAUCAGGACUUCGCCGCUUGGCUGCUCAACGAGAAGCUCUAGAACAACGUGCAUUGCGGCUACAGCAGCAGGAGGCAGUCCUCUUGGCAGAGGCAGGCAACCAGCCCUUCCGACCAGUCAAUCGAUUGGCGGCGGUGGACGAGGGCUCGGAACUACGACCGCGUGCCGAACAUGUGGGGCGGAGCAAGUACCUCACUCCGGUGCUCAAGCCUACUGCCAGUUGCCAGCACAGCUCCCGGAAGCAUGGGGCCAAUGCCGAGUGGAGCUGGGUGAGACGCCAGACAUGCGGGGAGAUCGAACAAAUACCCAAGAUGGAGAUUUCCAAGAUGAGCGAAUGGAACUCCAUCAUGAUCUACCGGCGACCCGACUACAAGACACCGCUUGUCAAGAAGGCCGAGAAAGCCGAUCAGAAGAAAGCACCUGGAACACCGGGGCCACUACCAUCUUCGAUGACGAUGAGCUCCAGGUUGCCUAUGCUUACCCUCCGGAACAUGCCCCGGACGGUUCCCACGACCGAGCACCUGGACAUCGGCACACCGGACUCAGCGGCCUACCCCAAUUCGGAACGAGAGCCGGACUCGAGUGGCGAGGCCAUGGAACGCGAUCUGUGGCGGAUGGAAGUGGACGGCCUCGAGAAGCAGGAGGUGGAGCCCCCUGCCAUGUUUCAGAGUUGCACGAUGUGCCCCACCGGAGGCCUACACCUCAUGUACUACCACCAACAGGAACGAUUUGUCUGGAGGUGCUCCGGGGGAAUGAACGGCUGCCCGCUGGCCUGGAUGGGUCACCCCGAGAUGGAACUGGCCCUAGGGAUCAAGUUAUGUGUGAAAUGCCAGCAGGAAGCCCUCGAGACAACGAUCGACCGAGGUCGCAUGACUUACCGGUGCCCUCGGUGCCACGACAUGACUCUGGCCUCAGAGUGGACCGAGGUGAUCCAGAAUCACUUCCAGACGGGUGGCUACAACCCCGAGGCUGCUUGUUUGGUGGACCAAGUUCCUGGGCUUCGCGACCUGAUUGACUACAACCGUUCAGUUGCCUACUGGUGUGUUGGAACUGAGGCCGGGAAAGAUCGGUGGAACAUCCUGGACAUUGACCGGUUCCCAAGCACACCAUAUGAACUACAAGUGUACAUGACAACAUUGGUGGUGCUGGAGCUGGAGAAGGAGUUCAUCGACUACGUGAGGGAGAAUGACUACGACCCCGUGGAGGUGACGUUGGACAAGACCCUCAAGAAAGACCUCAACCAGGCCUUGAGCAGGACAGUGGGCCACAUGGAGCAGUUCUACGAGCUGUGCGAGGAUGGCCUGGACGAGGAUGAAGGUGGCUCCUGGAUUGUGCCUGGUGGCUUUGAGGUUCCUACGCAGGCCUUGGAUGUACCUGAAAGCCAAGGAAAGUAUAUUCCGAGCGAGAUUGAGUUGAACUGGGUGAUCAAUGAGAUGAAGGAGCAAAACCUUCAAGAAAGUUGGCGCGAGUACUACGGCCAGGUGAUGUUUGUGACAAGACAACCGGCGCGGGCCACGAUUCCAUGUGUGGGCCCCGGUCACCGAACCAUGCGCUGGACAGCCGGUCUGGACAGCCAAGGCGCCUGGAAAUGGCUGGAGGCUGGCAACACUGGGAAGCUAAAGGCGGCUGUGCGAGAAAGGUCAGUGCUUGUGAUCUUGUACCGGUGGCCUGUCCUGAGCACUUUGGAGUCAUCAAGUGAUGGUUGUCAGAAUAGAGUGUAUGUUACUACGGCGGAGGUGAACAACCGUGAGAAGGCCGAAGUUCUCCGUGCACAUGUGAAUUUGGGACACCCGAACACCCGGGAGUUUGUUCGGCUACUUCGUGCAGCCGGGACCCGUGAUGAUAUUGUACAAUACGUCCUGCGGGAGUUCAGCUGUCCAGGGUGCACUAAGGAGAAGCGACCUCCGACCAGACUGCCUUCAGCAACGCCAAGGACUUUCGACUUUAACGUCGUCGUGGGGGUGGACAUCCUCUUUGUCUCAGGUGUCACGGCCAAAGCAGAACAUCCGGUCAUCAACAUUACAUGUCUUGGAACGCUGUAUUCGACGUUCGGACUUGUCGAUGCCAGAAGGCGAAACUCCGCCUUGACAUGGAGCUGCUUCAACCGGCUGUGGCUGCGAGUCUUCGGAGCCCCUCAGUGUGUGAUGUUCGAUGAAGGGAAAGAGUUCACUGGAGGACCAUUCCAGGAUGGGUUGGAAAUGCAUGGCAUCCAGCCGGUGGAGAUCAACCGCAAAUCACCGUUCGAGCUGGGGACGGUGGAAAGGCGUGGUGCUAUGUUCAAAGAGGCCUACUACAAGACACGUGAACUACGACAACCCCAAGAUCUGGAAGAGGUCGAGGCCCUGAUCUUCGAGACCUCAUGGGCCAUUCAGACUUUGACAAACAGGUCAGGAUACAGCCCAGCUCAAAGAGUGUUCGGCCGGCAACCGUCUCUGACUCUCGACAUGCUGACCGAUGGUCGAGAAUAUGCUCUGAGCUCGACAGCCGAGGCUGCUUGGGAGAAGGCGAAUGAGAUCAGGCAAGCGGCUCGGAAAGCACUGAUGAGCAUUGAUGCAAAAGGGAGACUUUCCCGGGCAAAGCUUGCUCGACCUCGCCAAGAGUUGCAGCGGCUGGAGUUUGAGGAAGGCGAGCCCGUCCUCGUCUGGCGAGCUGGAAAGCGUGGCUCAUUGGCUAAGGUUGGGCCAUGCUACGUGGUGCUUCAACGGGGACACACUGUGUGGAUUUCCCGACGUGGAGAGCUCUGGAAGUGCAACGCAGGACAAGUUUUCAAGCUGGGCGUUGCAGAUCAGGCUGGUUUGGAGGCCAUCCCUGAGGAUUUGAUCCGCGCAAAAGCCAGACUCCGCUAUGAUUCUGAGAAGCUGCAGUAUGUGGAUGCUAGUAAAGAAGUGGAGGUGGAGUCCGAAGGUCCAUCUUCGUUGUAUAGUCCAGAUUUGACAGAUGCUGAACAGCAUCCAGAACCCGCAGAAGUUUCAGUCUCAGGGUUCAAGUUCUUCGUCUUCGUCCUCGAGCUCAAGUUCGUCUACGAGUGCACCAGCGGGACGCUCAGCACGUCGAACUCUAUGGGUCCAAUGUGGUCAGACGUGGUUCAGCGGGUGACGAUCGACAAUGCCACCAACCAGAUCAUCAAGAAGGAGACGAUUACCGGGAAGGAACUUCCUCGAAAUCUUCACAAACCCCUGCCAGAACACGUGAAGUCGAUCAAGACGAUCCUGGUGUACAAGCGUCGACAGGGACAUCCCGAUCCUGGUGUGGACCUCUCCGAUGCUGAACAUCCGGAGAAGGAAGGCUCUCCACAUGAGGAUGCCAGGCUCUUUGACCACCGGAUGAAACGUGGCUUCGAGGAGGUCAGUGGUGGCGCUUCGGCUAGUUCAGUGCCUCAGAGAUCCAAGAUUUUCGGAUCCUGGACUGCGGAUCUGAAGACGGAGAGCUGUGAUCGAGCUCAACACCCGGUGAUUGCCACGAGUCGUGAUCGCAAGCUAUUCGAGAAGAUUCUCUUUGCCGACAUGGUUUUCCUCGAAAGUAAGAUCUAUGGGAGCUUCGUGGGACUUACCAAGAAAAGUGGCAAAGAGCUCAACGAGUGCAACUUCUCCACGGAAGAGGUGGAAAUGUUCAAUGCCGCAAAGGUUCUCGAGAUCACGAAUCUCGAAAAUGGGCAUGCCAUUGAGUUUGUGGCGACCCAGGAGGAGGCGGAUCGCAUCCGGGCCGAGGAGAGCAACCGCAUCAUUCCGUCGAGGUUCGUUCUCACGAAGAAGGCGGGUGAACUCGGCCAGGCCUGGAAAGCGAAGGCGCGGUGGAUUUUGUUGGGACAUCGUGACCCCGACGCUCUCGAAAUGGAGUGCUUUUCGCCGACGCCUGCGACACCCACGGUUAUGCUGGCGUUCCAGAUCAUUGCCUCCAUGAACUACCACCUCGUGAUCAUGGACGUCACCAGUGCCUUCGGGCAGUCAGAUCCUGAGACUCGUCCUCAAGGCAAGUUGUACGCCUCCCUUCCUACGAGCGGCAUCCCUGGACGACCCAAGUGGGCCUUGAUUCGAGUGCUGACUGCAGUCUAUGGACUGGUAAAUGCGCCGGCCAGUUGGCGAAGGACUGUCCGUCGUGUUUUGCUGGAGUUGGGAUACGCCGAAAGCGUAUUCGACCCCUGUCUUUAUUACCUCGAGUUCACGGCCGAGGAACGCAAAGCUGGUGCUCACCGCGGCUGCGAAGGGAUCGUCCUCCUGGACGUAGACGAUUUCGUACAAGGAGGAGGAGUGAGGUCGGUGUUUGAAGGUCACGGUGAAUACCUUGGCAGGUGCCGACUGCAAGAUGGUGACGAGGCUGAGCUGAAUGAGAAGGAGGUGUCAAUGCUCAGAGGGGCAGCAGGUGUCUGGAUGAGCGUGUCAGAUGCCUCCCUGGCCAACGAUGAUGAGAAGUCCCAAGGUGGUUUUGUCAUUGCGUAUGUCGACCGCGAGAUCCUGGCGGGGAAGCUGGCAAGGACCAGCAUCAUUUGCUGGAAAAGUCACAAGUUGCGCCGGGUUGUGAAGGCUUCACUGGGCUCGGAAGCUCUGGCGAUGGACGAUGGUCUGUCGGAGCUCGAGUGGCUCCGAGCUAUGUUUGCUGAAGUUUGCGUACCUGAAGCCAGGGUGAUGGACAUGAGCCGUUAUGGUUACGACGAGUCUAUCGUGGCGGUUCGCCAGGCCGACUGCGAGGAUGAGACAGUGCUCGUGACCGAUGCCCGGGCGCUCUACGACUUGUACCAGAGGCGAAGUGGUGCUGCAGGCCUCGACAGGAGGGCACAGAUCGAUGUGGCGGUGCUGGUCACGUCGGCCAAAGCUCUCAAUGCUUCGAUCUUCUGGAUUCCUGGGACGUACAUGUUGGCUGACAGCUCCGUUGUGGAGUCCAACUUGAAGCCGCACCGAAAUCUCGGUGGAAUGCCGUUCAGUGGCAAGUCAGUUCCGAAAGUUGUGGAGGGCAAGGACAGGUCUCAGAACGAGACAACCGGCAGCAUUGAAAAUCGAAAGUCCAUGUUGGGACCGAACUGA
Messenger RNA from Symbiodinium necroappetens, 9396 nucleotides. The record is from the annotation of a GenBank genome assembly. NCBI's taxonomy places the organism in Eukaryota, Dinophyceae, Suessiales, Symbiodiniaceae.